AUGACGGCGGCGCCCGGCUGCCCCCGCUGCUCCCCCCGCUGCCCCCGCUGCUCCCCCGGCAGCUGCCCCUUCCCCCGCGCCGGCGGCUGGGCAGCCGCCUGGCGGGGCGCGGCGCUGCGCUUCGCGCUGGCGCUGCUCCUCCACACGGCCCGGGCCGAGAAGGAAGCUUUCAUCCAGUCAGAUGGCAUAAUAGAAAUGCUGCGUUUUGAUGAAGGAGACCUAUUGCAGACUGAGACAACUUUAGGCCUCAGUUCAUAUCAACAGAAAAGUGUAUCCCUGUAUCGGGGAAAUUGCCGACCUCUCCGGUUUGAGCCACCAAUGCUGGACUUCCAUGAACAGCCAGUUGGAAUGCCAAAAAUGGAAAAAGUUUACCUACAUAACCCUAGCUCAGAAGAAACAAUUACAUUAGUAUCAAUAUCUGCAACAACAUCACAUUUUCAUGCAUCAUUUUUCCAAAAUAGGAAAAUUCUUCCAGGAGGGAAUACGUCCUUCGAUGUAGUUUUCCUGGCAAGAGUAGUGGGAAAUGUAGAGAACACUUUAUUUAUUAACACUUCUAAUCAUGGGGUAUUUACUUAUCAGGUGUUUGGCAUUGGAGUUCCGAACCCCUAUCGAUUGCGCCCAUUUAUUGGGGCACGAGUUCCUGUAAAUAGCAGUUUCUCUCCUAUAAUAAAUAUCCAUAACCCUCACAGUGAACCUUUGCAGGUGGUAGAAAUGUAUUCCAGUGGAGGUGAUCUCCAUUUAGAGCUUCCAACAGGUCAGCAGGGAGGUACAAGAAAGCUGUGGGAAAUACCUCCGUAUGAAACAAAAGGAGUGAUGAGAGCCAGCUUUUCUUCAAGAGAAGCAGAUAAUCAUACAGCCUUCAUUAGAAUAAAAACAAAUGCCUCAGACAACACAGAAGUUAUUAUUCUGCCUGUUGAAGUAGAAGUUACAACAGCACCAGGAAUCUAUUCAUCAACAGAAAUGCUAGAUUUUGGUACUCUACGAACACAAGAUCUGCCAAAAAUUUUAAAUCUGCAUUUAUUAAAUUCAGGAACAAAAGAUGUGCCAAUUACAAGUGUUAGACCUACACCACAGAAUGAAGCUAUAACAGUACAUUUCAAGCCCGUUACGUUAAAGGCCUCUGAAAGUAAAUAUACCAAAGUUGCAAGCAUUAGCUUUGAUGCAUCAAAAGCAAAAAGAGCAUCACAAUCUUCUGGAAAAAUAACUGUAAAAGCUAAAGAGAAGAGCUAUUCCAAACUUGAAAUACCGUAUCAAGCAGAAGUGUUGGAUGGCUAUUUAGGAUUUGAUCAUGCUGCCACACUCUUUCACAUCCGUGACAGUGCUGCCGAUUCUGUGGAAAGAUUGAUCUAUCUAACAAACACAUUCAGUUUUGCAGUCCUUAUACAUGAUGUUGUGUUACCAGAAGAAGCAAAACCAAUGUUUAAAGUCCAGAACUUCAGUAAACCAGUUUUAAUUCCACCCAAUGAAUCCAGAUACAUUUUUACACUUCAUUUUAUGCCUUCCACAUCAUCUGCUCACGUGGAUAACAAUAUACUACUUAUCACCAAUGCUUCUAAAUUUCACCUACCUGUCCGGGCAUACACAGGAUUUCUAGAUUACUUUGUAGUGUCUCCAAAAGCAGAGGAGCGGUUUAUAGAUUUUGGCAUAUUGAGUGCAACAGAAGCUACCAGCAUUUUAUUUGCAGUCAUCAACAGCAAUCCAAUAGAGCUGGCUAUAAAAAGUUGGCAUAUUAUAGGGGAUGGUUUGGCUGUAGAACUUCUAACAACUGAAAAGGGAAACAGAACAACAAUAAUUGCAAACCACCACGAACUGCAAAAUGCUACUGCAUCUGAUCAGUCUUCAGUGAUCCUCGCAUCAGGCUAUUAUGCAGUAUUCAGAGUAAAUCUAAUAGCAAAGGAACUUGAAGGAAUUCAUGAUGGAGCUGUACAAAUCACAACAGAUUAUGAGAUUUUGACUAUACCAGUGAAGGCUGUGAUUGCUGUAGGCUCACUGACCUGCUCCCCAAAACAUGUUUUUCUUCCACCUUCUUUUCCGGUAAGAGAAAUUAUUAUUAUUAUUACCAUUAUGAAGAAGAAUUCCUAUGAAGAAUCUCCCUUUCGAAUGCCACAUUAUAAUAUUUUGUUCCAUGUUGGACCAUAA
Catharus ustulatus (Swainson's thrush) is the source of this 2139-nucleotide messenger RNA. RefSeq names its product transmembrane protein 131 (gene TMEM131). The transcript has 20 exons. Bases 1 to 2139 code for a protein of 712 amino acids. NCBI's taxonomy places the organism in Eukaryota, Metazoa, Chordata, Aves, Passeriformes, Turdidae. Gene Ontology annotation, cellular component: membrane. The record is from RefSeq and is a predicted model, not a curated record.